Neoarius graeffei (lesser salmon catfish) is the source of this 522-nucleotide messenger RNA. It is a transcript of the gene lim2.5, whose product is annotated as lens intrinsic membrane protein 2.5. Gene Ontology annotation, cellular component: plasma membrane. The record is from RefSeq and is a predicted model, not a curated record. Bases 1 to 522 code for a protein of 173 amino acids. Gene Ontology annotation, molecular function: structural constituent of eye lens. The transcript is spliced from 4 exons. Lineage: Eukaryota; Metazoa; Chordata; Actinopteri; Siluriformes; Ariidae.
AUGUACAGCUUCAUGGGAGGAGGUCUUUUCUGUGCCAUUGUGGCCAACAUCCUCCUGGUGGUGUCCACAGCCACUGAUUACUGGAUGCAGUACCGCCUAUCAGGCAGCUUUGCUCACCAGGGCCUUUGGCGCUAUUGCAUGUCGGGCAAGUGCUACAUGCAAACGGACAGCAUUGCGUACUGGAAUGCCACAAGAGCCUUCAUGAUCCUGUCAUCGAUGUCAUGCUUUGCAGGGAUCAUCGCCGGCAUUCUUUCCUUCACCCACUUCUCUGGAUUUGAGAGAUUCAGUCGUUCCUUUGCUGCAGGGAUCAUGUUUUUCGUUUCAACUCUCUUUGUUUUUCUGGCCAUGGCGAUCUACACUGGGGUGACGGUGAACUUCUUGGGAAAGCGAUUUGGUGACUGGCGCUUCUCCUGGUCCUACAUACUCGGCUGGGUUGCUCUGCUCAUGAACUUCUUUGCAGGUAUAUUUUACAUGUGUGCUUACAGGAUGCACGAGUGCAGGCGAGUCACUGGAUCACGCUAG